This is a messenger RNA of Pyricularia grisea, 1947 nucleotides long. RefSeq lists its product as uncharacterized. The coding region runs from base 159 to 1796 and encodes 545 amino acids. NCBI's taxonomy places the organism in Eukaryota, Fungi, Ascomycota, Sordariomycetes, Magnaporthales, Pyriculariaceae. The transcript has 2 exons. The record is from RefSeq and is a predicted model, not a curated record.
CCAUCAUAUCAAUCUUUCAUUCAUCAACAAAUACAGCGCUGACAAUCUAUAUUCCAACUCCUAGUGAAUUACCUCGCUCUAGCCAAUCCUGUUCGCUUUUUUCCGUAUUGUACUCAAAGUCGCUCUAGGCCCCGUAAUUUAGAUCUAACCUGCCGGGAAUGCCUAUCGGCAUACAACGCCUCAAUGCCAAAAAGUCACAACCAAACCCAAAUGUCAUCUUCAUAAAACCGUUAAAGGGCCCAAAUGAAGCUACUGCGCAGGAUUUCCUGGAGCGCAUUGCAGCACAAUGCGUACCAAUCAUGAAAGAGCAUAGCAUAUCUAUCAUGUCGCUCGAGGAGUACGAGCCGAACCGCGAGUUCUGGGGCCGCAAUUUCAACGCGGGUGAGGUCAUCCAGCUCGUGCUCCGAUCCCCGCUCACUGGCCGGUGGCUGCCGUUUGAGCACGUGCAGAUGGUGAUGAUGCACGAGCUCGCGCACUGCAAGCAGAUGAACCACUCGCGCGCCUUUUGGGCCGUGCGAAACCUGUACGCCGACCAGAUGCGUACCCUCUGGGGCCGGGGCUACACCGGAGAGGGCCUCUGGGGCCGCGGCACAUCGCUCAAGACGGGCGACUGGGAGGCUAACACGAUGCUGCCGGACGAGCCGCUGCCCGAGCACCUGUGCGGCGGCACUUACCGCUCUCGGCGGCGCAAGAGGAAAGGUCCGGAGUUGACGUACCAGCAGAAGAAGGAACGCAGGAUCUUGAAGAAGUUUGGCAAGGGCGGCGUGGCGUUGGGCGAGGACCAGGGCGUCAAGGCUGAGCUGGAGAAGGGCAAACGGACGGCCGCAAAGCCGAGGGUUGCUGGUAGCAAGCGUGGAAGGGAGCUGAGGGCCGCGGCUGCUUUAGCGCGGUUCGGGCAACAACAGAAGAGUGAAGAGCCGGAACCGGCGGUGAAGAAGGAGAAGAAACAGACCCAGUUAAACACUGAGCCGAUCACCAUCAAGGAUGAGUACGAUGUUUCCACCGCUUCCGAACCCGACACAGACGAGGAUUACGAGGACGAGCCGGGUGAACCGGGACUACCGGAUGCGGUCGAUAUUGACGGCAAGACGACGCUUGUGGACAACAAUGGCCAUGGUAUGGUAAAGGUCUGCGAGGACGAGAAUCCAGAUGAUCAGGAUGCUAGGCAAGAACUGGCAGAGCUGCGGUCGACAUUUAGGGGGAAACCUUCAGCUGCUGGACCGUCAAAAGGAAAAUCACAGGAACCAGUUGUCAUCAAGGAAGAGGAUAUUUCUACUGCUUCGGAGCCAGAUACCGACGAUGAGCGGCGUAAAACGACUUUGAAAACGACAACUUCACUCAGCAGCGACCAACCGAGCAUCACUGGUGGCAAAGGCCGAAUAUCAAGUAACCGACCUGAUGGCAAAAUGGCUCCCAAAAGCGAUAGCACGGCGUCAGCGUCGAAAGCAUAUAGGCCACAAAACUCUGAUAAACUCAAAGCUGAGAGAUUGACAGUAACUCAACCUUCACCGCCUGUCCCCCAAAGGCCUGCUGAUUCGCCAGAAACAGGAUCAUCAUCCACGCCAAUCAUGGGAACCAAUGCCCAUGGUCCUUCUUCUGCUACUUGCUGUGUUUGCUCGUUCGCCAAUGAGCGAGGAUCCUUCCGAUGUGCGGUUUGCUCCAAUGUACUCGACCCAGGCCUCGACGCCAAGUCUUGGCGAUGUAGCAGCGAUGUCUGCGCGGGCAGCGCAUACGUCAAUGCCGGUGACUGUGGCGUAUGUGGUGUGUGUGGGCAGCGGAAGAGUUCUGGAGUGUAGAUAAGCUCGAUUUGGAGCCAUGGGCUCUUUUUUGGGGGGAGGUCGUGUUGUACAAUAUACCUACAUGAUCGUCGUUGGUAUUUGUUAUGCGUCUACCAGUAGACUGGACAUGUCCACAGGAGUGCGUUGGGCUUGCUUAGAUGUAACAGGA